Molecule: messenger RNA, 2205 nt
Organism: Colletotrichum graminicola M1.001
Lineage: Eukaryota; Fungi; Ascomycota; Sordariomycetes; Glomerellales; Glomerellaceae
Product: zinc knuckle
Exons: 2
Coding region: 1-2205 (734 amino acids)
Molecular function (GO): nucleic acid binding; zinc ion binding
Source: RefSeq, a predicted model, not a curated record
AUGGCGGACCACGCACCCGGCUCAGGGCCUGCUACAAAAGAGCCAAGCUGCAUCAAUUGUGGCGGUGUUGGCCAUUGGGCUGUAGCAUGUCCGGAGCCGGUGAGAGCGAAGCCUGCUGGUUUGCCCCGAAGAAACACUUCAAGCAGUCGUGACCAUGGCCGAGGGAGUAACCAUCAACACGGCGGGAGGCGACCAGGCGCUGUUGUGACCAAGUAUCCCGCUCCACCUACCGGCAGUCAGAUCGUCACUCGUUACGGCCCGCCACCGGGCCAGCCCCAUGCUCCUCCGGUCCCCAGACCCCCGCAGCCCUAUCCGUCUUAUCCACCCUCGCCGGCCGGGUACGUGCCCCCGCCGCCGAGUAGCUACCCCGGCUAUCCUCCGUACUCGCCGCCACCGCCUCCGGGCGCCUACCCACCACCUCCUGGCCCUCCUGGACCCUCGGCGCCGUAUCACUACCCAUCUCCUGGACAGUAUGGUGGGCCCCCGACGGGGCCGACUGGGCCUCCACCCCCUUCUUACCAGCCACCGCUACCUUAUCCUCCCAGUGCUUCUUAUCCUCCCUCUUACACUCCUCCAUCUGAAUACCAGCCUGUCCCGGCUCCUCCCCCUCCUCCUCUUCCGCCUAGUGGACAGUACUCUGCACCAUACAAUCCCAUAACAUACGGAGGCUACUCUCCAUCCACAUAUGGGCUACCUCCGGCGCCACCGCCAUAUAGACCUCAGCCAGGCCCUCCUCAGCCUCCCCCUUCGUAUGCCCAGCCGUACGGGCCACCUGCUUCGGGAGUCGGUCCAUUGCCUCCUUUACCCACUCCCCCUCGGGGUUCACCACCAGGUUUACCGCCCAUCCCUCCUCAUAGGAAUCAACUGUCGCGAGAUCGACACGGACGGCAUCGACAAGGUCAUAACCACCGACCUGACCGCUCCCGCAAGAACAACAAGCACAGCAACCCCAAACGUGAUGCACCACAACCAAGACAGAAGUCGGACGGUAAUAAAGAGGAGCAAGAGCCAGCCCAAGUGGUACCCGAGCCGAAACAGCCGAAGACUGCAUCAGUACCAAAUGUAACAACCCCCGAAGGUCGACACGACAACAGCGUAUCUGAAGAAGGCGUCGAUGAUGACGAAGUCGAUUGGAUGUGGGAGGCCGAGAUGAUAUUCAAGGAGACAGACAACGCUCAUCAGCCAGACCCAAUCGCCAAGCCGCUCCCCGGACCGGAAGAUUACCAUGAUAACAUCAUGCUACCUCCGGCGUGGAAUGCCACGUGCAUGCUGUCCGAGUUUGUAACGGACAAGAACCUUGAAGAGUUUUCAAGGCCGAUCCGAGAAACCAAGCAUUUUGCGUCUCUGCAACUUGACCCAGUGUUCUGGAGAGGCCCAGUUGAAUCGAAAACAGCUAGGCAAGAAUCCGAGCCGCGGGACAGCAAGCCCGUUUCCUUCAAGUCCACCCGUCUCCCAGGGUUUCCCUCUCUUCCACCGAAACCACCGACUCCGGAAAAUCGUGAAUACCGUUUGGUCAACAGCCGCAAGCGAACGUGGGAGGAGACGCCUAACAAGACCUCACGAACCAGAAGCAGCCAAGACGGUGACUGGGCGAGCCACCGUCAGAAACGACACAGAGGCGAUUCGCACUCUGGCCACGAUACUACAUCACCUCAUAGCCGGACGACCAGGGAAGACUCGCGACCAAUUGACCGAUACCGGUUUCAAAGGCUAGACCGCGACGAGUCUGAUCCAACCGACGCACUACUUAAGUCCCUGGAUGACUCCCAUGACGCUGGUCCUUCCAGGCGACAUGGCGGUGACGAGAAGUUUACUACCCGUCACGAUUUCGAUCAUAAUAGCUCUCAGGAUGCGCGACGCCAGGGCUCGGCCAGUGGUUUUCACGAAGGACGGACACCGCCGCUUCUGGGAACACCGCCGCCAGAGGACAGUGCUCAACGAAGACAAGCCUCGCGGUCUCGUUCUCGCUCGCGUCACUCCCACCGGCCCGGCUCUGGCAGCAGCCACGCCGAAUCACGUCCAGCAUCUAGGCAGUCUGCAGCGUCGUUCGCAUCGCAUGGCACCGAGGACUCGGAGCUAUCGGCCCUUGAAGCCGAACUUCUGGGUAUUGCUCCUAAACCAAAAGGAGGUAAAGAGAGUAAGCAUGGCGGCCACGGCUUGAAGUUCCGCAAGCGCGUCCCCAAGGUUGACUCAGCUUAUGGGUAA